Macrosiphum euphorbiae (potato aphid) is the source of this 1542-nucleotide messenger RNA. The record is from the annotation of a GenBank genome assembly. Lineage: Eukaryota; Metazoa; Arthropoda; Insecta; Hemiptera; Aphididae.
AUGUCUGUAGAUUCAGAUUCCGACCACAGUUUCGGUGACUGGGUGGAAAGUGGACCAGAUAGUGUAAAAUGUCUAUUCUGUGAACUUUUGUAUGAUGAAGUAGCAGAAGCAAUAGUUCACUGUGCUAAGGACCAUAAUUUUGAUUUACCAUUGGCAAAACGUAAGUAUACCAUGGAUUUUUAUUCAUAUAUAAAAUGCAUCAACUACACAAGAACUCAGAUACAAGAAGAUGAAAAUUUUAAUCCUAGUACGCUGUUUGAGGAUGACACUGAGCCUUGGAAUGAUGAUAAAUAUUUAACACCAGUUUUAAAAGAUGAUCCUUGGCUAAUGAUUGAUAUUGAUGAUGUAGCUGAAGAUGAAAAAGAAUCAGAAUCUGGUUAUACCGUUAAUUUUGAAAAUAAUCAGUUUACCUUGUCGUCUGAACAUUUUAGCCAUAUACAAAAUAAAAUUCAAACAGUUACAAAACAGUUGGAAUUAAAAGAGAAAGAACUUGCCGACGCAUAUAGUCAAAUGCUUCAAAUGAAAGAUACACUAACAAAAGUUUUGUCUGCUCGACCAGAAGAAUCCAUUAACACAGCAUCUACUUUAAAUUUAGAAGAUGAUCAUGGCUAUUUCGGUUCAUAUUCAUCUGUUGACAUCCAUUAUGAAAUGCUCAAAGAUAAAGUACGGACAGAAAGUUAUUGCUCUGCUAUAUUACAGAACACACCUUCAUUUAACGGUAAAACAGUAUUAGAUUUAGGCACAGGUAGUGGAAUACUAUCUAUGUUUAUGGCCAAAGCACAAGCAGCCAAAGUUUUUGCUGUUGAUGAAGCUGAUAUACUAUAUAACGCUACAGACAAUUUUAGAGAAAAUGGUUUUGAUGAUAUCAUUGUCUCAAUCAAAGGAAGAAUUGAAGAUGUCAGUUUACCUGUAGAAAAAGUUGAUGCCAUUGUUUCUGAAUGGAUGGGAUAUUUUUUGUUAUUUGAAUCAAUGUUAGAUAGUUUGAUAUUUGCCCGUGACAAGUAUUUAAAUAAAAGUGGAAUUAUGUUGCCAAAUGAAUGUAACCUAUUCAUCUGCGGUGUGAGUGAUACAGAUAGAUAUGAUGAAAUAUUGGGAUUUUGGUCAGAUGUAUAUGGUUUUCGUAUGCCAUCUUUAAGAACAGAAACAUUAAAUAAAGCACAAGUUGAAAUUGUACCAGUUGACCGAAUUGUUACUGACGAAUAUAAACUUUGCACAUUUAAUAUGUAUACGUGUGAUACGAAUUCAACUAAUUUUAAAGUAGAAUUUAAACUUAAUGUCACAAAAACAUGUUCAAUGACUAGUAUAGUUGGGUACUUUGAUUCGAGAUUUGAUAAUAACAAUACUGUGAUAUUAUCAACAGCACCAAACUGUCCACCAACUCAUUGGAAACAGACAGUAUUUCUUCUACCAGAUCCAAUUGAUGUGAAUGAAGGUGAUUUACUUGUUGGAGAAUUCCAGUGUUCCAGAAAUAUAAAACAAGUAAGAUCUUUAAUUGUCACAAUCAAUAUAAAUAAUAAAACCUAUACUUAUAAUGUAUCUUAG